AGCAGUAUCGUCGUUUAAACAAGUAUUCAUGAUUAUUUUUUAAAAUCUGAAAUGUUAUUUCCGAGAAUCUUCUACAAUUAUUCUCACUAUAUCACGUACUAUUCAAAAGUUGCACUUAUCUUCGUCAUUUGCUUUGGAGUUUACUACGGGCUUUUUCGAACAGAAACUGAUUUCUCAACUCAUCCACAUUUUUUAUAUCUCCAGAAACUUCGAGAUUCUCAAUCAAAAUCUGAAUGCGUGAUUCCUGAUGCUGAUCCAUGGGAUCCAUCAAUUCUGUCAUAUUAUUCAAAACCUUCUCCUCUUGUUUGCUCUACCAUGCAAGUACAAGCUGUGAAAAGUUUCAAUAAUGGAAUUCUUACGUUUGAACCUCAAGUCAUAAAAAACGCAAGGUGCUAUAAAACCGGUAUAAGACAUGACGAAAAUGUGACAGAUUUGGAUGUGAUUUAUGAGAAACCAGUUCCUCUAAACUUAACUCAUACUUCAUCAAUUAAAAUCUCUGAUGAAGUAUUCCAAAUCACUUGUGAAUCAGAUAAUCUUUUGAAAAGUGAGAUAUUCAAAUAUCAUUAUACACAAAUUGUCCCAAAAUCAUCGAAUAUCAAAAACAAAGUGAUUGAACAAUCGACGUCAGAUUUUCCAUCUGUCAUAAUGAUAGGGUUGGAUUCAAUGUCCCGUGGAAACUUCGUUCGUCAAAUGCAAAAAACCUAUAAAUAUAUGAAAGAAGCAGGAUUUAUCGACAUGGAAGGUCAUAUGAAAAUUCAUGAUAAUACAUAUGGAAACCUUUUGGCUAUUUUGACAGGAAAGAGAGGUGUCGGUGUGAAGGAGUUCUCGACUGAAAUAAACGAGAGUUGGCAUAUCGCUUUUGACGAAUUCGAUUUCAUUUGGAAAACGUUCUCAGAUAAUGGUUAUGCAACAUUAUUUGCUGAAGAUCGUCCUGAUAUUGGAACAUUCACCUAUAAAAAUAUGCUAGAAGGGUUCUUAAAACAACCAACUGACCACUACAUUCGCCCAUUCUGGAUCUCUGCAUUUUGGUCACUUAUAUCACGACGAUCAGUUGCUUCAUGUUAUGAUAGCACACCACAGCACAAAAUUCAAUUGAAAUAUUUAGAAGAAUUCUUGGAGAAAUACGACAAAAAGAGGAAGUUCGCAUUUUGGUGGUCACAAGAUAUGAGCCAUGGAUUUCUGAAUUUAAUUGGAAAAGUUGACGAUGAUUUUGAAAAGUUUUUCAAAAACAAUGAAAAGCGAAUGGAGGAUUCGAUUAUUAUUGUAUUUUCGGAUCAUGGACAUAGAUAUGAUAAAAUCAGAGAAACUGUAAUUGGAAGAAUUGAAUCGAGAAUGCCGUUUCAUUCAAUUAGAAUACCUGAUGGAAUCAAGAAAAAAUACCCACAGAUUGUGGAAAAUUUGAUGGUCAACUCAAAACUGAUGACAACUCAGUUCGAUGUAAAUGACUCCCUCCGAAAAAUUGCUACUGGAAAAGUCGGUGAAAAAUGGACUCAAACUGAUCGGAAACGCAGUUAUUCCUAUUUUGAUCCCUUCCCAAAACGAAUAGGAUGUUAUGAAGCAGGCAUUCCAUCAGACUUUUGUCCGUGUUUCUCAGAGAUAGAGAUCCCGAAAAGUGAAGCAAAAGAAGCGGCUGUAGAGCUAAUGCGCAUCGUGAAUGACUUGCUGGAAAAUACCGAAAAAACUGAAGAAUAUGAACCUGAUUCAAAAGAAUUGACAGAGUAUAUGUGUACUCCAAUGGAAAUUCAGAAUGUCGAGUUUUCAUCAGUCCGUUUGCCUAUGUUGAGUGUUCUUAAAGACGUAAAAUCUGAAGACACGCCUUUGCAGUCAUUUUCAUUGCAAUAUCACGUGGUGGUUCGUGCCAAAGCACCAAGUAAUGCUCUUCUCGAGUCAACAUUGGAACACAAUCUAAAAACAAAUACAUGGUCAUCAUUAGGGGAAGUUGAACGGAAUAACAAAUACGGUAAUACCUCUUUUUGUGUGAAUGAUCGAAUUCUCAAGAAGAUAUGUCAUUGCAUUUCUCGAAAAACGGAUCCAGUAACUGCCAUUCUAUGAUUUAUACGUGUAUUGUUAACUUUUCACUUUUUUCAGAUACGGGUUGCUUAAAUUAUUCGGCCAUAAUGAACUUUUUUAAAUGUUA
Messenger RNA from Caenorhabditis elegans, 2137 nucleotides. RefSeq names its product DUF229 domain-containing protein (gene F15H10.7). The record is from RefSeq and is marked reviewed. Bases 52 to 2052 code for a protein of 666 amino acids. The transcript is spliced from 10 exons. NCBI's taxonomy places the organism in Eukaryota, Metazoa, Nematoda, Chromadorea, Rhabditida, Rhabditidae.